AGAGUGUGUGUCUAUGUGUGUGCAAGUGUUACAUUAACAACACAACAACAACGAUAACAAAAAAUUAAAUUAAAAUAAAAUAAAAAGCAAAAAAUAAAUCAGAUCUAAUUCUAUUUUCACGUCCGCUACACACACAUAACUUUCUCUCUCUCUCUACUUUCUCUCUCUAAAAAAAAACUCAGUGAGAUAAUAACAGAACCAUAGGGUCUUAGUUUCUUCUUUCACUACUAAGAAGAAAAAAGAAAGAAGAAGAAGAAAAACAAAGAAACAAACCCUAGAAAAACUCUAACUCAAAUUCUUCAUAAAUUCUCUUCAAAUUUCAUUUCCAUUUCAUUUUUUUUCUCUCUUCAAUUUCAACUUUUGAGAUUCAUUUUGAAGUGGUUUGAAGAUUGAAGGUUGAGCAUUUUACUGGUGAUUUAGUGUAAUUGUGGUUUAAUCAGUUUGUUUUUGGAGGAUUUUGAGUUCAGAGACUUUUUUUUUAAUUUUUGGGAUUUUUUUGUGAAGUGUUUGGUUGUUGUAACUUGGGUGAAUUUAUGUCUAGUGAAGUUAGUUAUUGUUGUUGUGCUUAGUGUUGUUGAGUGAUUGUUUGUUAAGAAUGGUGCCUCCGGGGCCGCCGAAUCCGAUUGGUGGUGCCCCAUCUUUGACGCCUUCGCUUAUGAGAACGAAUUCAGGGAUGAUGGGUGGUCAAGGAGGACAAGCUUCUUUUCCUUCGUUGGUUUCACAGCGAAAUCAGUUUAAUAACAUGAAUAUGUUGGGCAAUAUGUCUAAUGUUGCUUCCAUGAUGAAUCAGUCUUUUCCCAAUGGGAUUCCGAACUCGGGGAUCGGUGGAUUGGGAAAUGGUCAGCGGGGUGGUAUGGAUGCUGGGGCUGAACAGGACCCUUUGUCUGGUGUUGCUAAUGGAAUGGGAUUUGGUAAUCCUUCGUCGUCGUUUGGGCAAGCUAAUGUUGUUAACCCUGGUUCGUCUGGUCAAGGCCAAGGUCAGGGUCAGCAAUUUUCAAACCCUUCUGGCAACCAGUUGUUGUCGGAUCAACAACAUUCACAACAACAUGAAGUUCAAAAUUUCCAACAUAAUCAGCAACAGUCAGCGCAGCAGUUUUCGGCUCCAAUGAACACUCAACAACAACAACAACAACAUCAGCAACAGCAGCAUUUCCAAUCAAUGCGAGGAGGGAUAGGUGGUAUUGGACCGGUGAAGAUGGAGCCACAGGUAAACAGCGAUCAGUUUGGGCAGCAGCAGCAGUUGUCAUCGCUGAGGAAUCUUGCUCAGGUAAAAUUAGAACCGCAACAACUUCAAUCAAUGAGAGGUAUGGCUACUGUAAAAAUGGAACCCCAGCAUAGUGAUCAGCCGUUUUUACAUCAACAACAACAACAACAGCAGCAGCAACAACAACAACAACUUCUCCAUAUGUCAAGGCAAACCUCCCAGGCUACUGCUGCACAGAUGAACCUUUUGCAACAACAGAGACUUUUGCAAUAUCAACAGCAGCAGCAACAUCAGCAGCAACAACUCUUAAAAUCGAUGCCUCCGCAGCAACGGUCCCAGCUACCGCAGCAGUUUCAACAGCAGAAUAUGCCUGUAAGGUCUCCUGUGAAACCAGCAUAUGAACCUGGGAUGUGUGCUAGACGGCUGACACAUUACAUGUAUCAGCAACAACAUAGACCUGAAGAUAACAACAUCGAUUUCUGGAGGAAAUUUGUUGCCGAGUAUUUUGCCCCUAAUGCCAAAAAGAAGUGGUGUGUUUCCAUGUAUGGAAGUGGCAGACAAACAACUGGAGUUUUCCCUCAGGAUAUAUGGCACUGUGAAAUAUGUAAUCGCAAACCGGGCCGUGGGUUUGAGGCAACGGCUGAGGUUCUUCCCAGGCUUUUCAAAAUAAAGUAUGAAAGUGGUACUUUAGAAGAGCUACUGUAUGUUGACAUGCCUCGUGAAUAUCAUAAUUCCUCUGGCCAAAUUGUUCUAGAUUAUGCAAAAGCAAUUCAAGAAAGUGUUUUUGAGCAACUUCGCGUUGUUCGUGAUGGUCAACUUCGAAUAGUUUUCUCUCCAGACCUGAAGAUAUGCUCUUGGGAGUUUUGCGCUCGGCGACAUGAAGAGCUUAUCCCCAAAAGAUUGUUAAUACCUCAGGUUAGUCAGCUUGGAGCAGUUGCUCAGAAAUAUCAGUCAUGUACUCAAAAUGCAGCAACCAAUCUAUCCGUUCCAGAGUUACAAAAUAAUUGCAAUAUGUUUGUUGCAUCAGCCCGUCAACUGGCAAAAGCUUUAGAAGUUCCAUUGGUUAAUGAUUUAGGAUAUACAAAGAGAUAUGUGCGGUGCCUACAAAUAUCAGAAGUAGUAAAUAGUAUGAAAGACUUGAUAGAUUAUAGCAGAGAAACAGGGACUGGACCUAUGGACAGCUUAGCCAAAUUCCCUCGGAGAACAAGUAAUUCAUCUGCACUUCAUAGUCAGGCGCAACAGUCUGACGAUCAAUUACAGCAGCAACAACAGCAUAUGGUGGCCCAUAACUCAAAUGGUGACCAAAACUCUGUGCAAAAUGCUGCCAUGCAAAUUCCUUCUAACAAUGGUGUGGCAAAUGUAAAUAACAGUGUCAGCUCAGCACCUGCGUCGACCACCACAAGCACCAUUGUUGGGCUUCUGCACCAGAACUCUAUGAAUGCUAGACAGCAAAAUUCAAUGAACAAUGCAAGCAGUCCAUAUGGAGGUGGUUCUGCGCAUAUUCCAUCCCCAGGUUCUUGCAAUACAGUGCCACAAGCACAACCAAACUCGUCCCCUUUUCAUUCACCAACACCGUCCUCGUCUAACAACCCACAAACUUCUCACCCGGGCAUAACAUCUGCAAAUCACAUGAGUACAGCAAACUCGCCGGCUAAUAUUUCCUUGCAACAACAGCAGACAUCAAUAUCUGGUGAUGCUGACCCUAGUAACGAUGCUCAGAACUCCAUGCAUAAAAUCAUUCACGAUAUGAUGAUGUCCUCCCAGAUGAACGGAACAGGUGGAAUGGUAGGCGCUAAUUCUCUCGGAAAUGACAUGAAGAAUGUAAAUGGCAUCCUACCAGUGAGUACUAAUACAGGCCUCAACGGUGGCAAUGGCAUGAUGGUUAAUGGAGGCGUGAACAGUAAUUCUGGUGUUGGGGUUGGUGGUUAUGGCACAAUGGGUCUUGGUCCAUCUGGUUUACCGAAUGGCAUGAGACCUGGAAUGGGAAAUAAUUCAGUCAUGAAUGGAAGGGGAGGAAUGGCGUCUAUGGCUCGGGAACAGGCAAUGAAUCAUCAACAGGAUUUGUCAAGCCAACUACUCAGUGGAUUAGGAGCAGUAAAUGGUUUUAAUAAUCUUCAAUUUGAUUAAAAAACCGUGUCUACAAGAGCCUUAGGGCCUGUUUGUUAUCAGUUGUAACCAAGCAUGCACUCACCACUAAAAUUUCUUGCUUCUGAAAAACUACAGUAAAAAUGCCUAAGGAUGCGAGCUUAAGUAUGGCAACCUAUGUCCAAACAUAGGCAUAAUCUUUUGCAUGUAGGGUGGUUCUUGGGAAGCUUCUUGUGCAGCAUGGGGAAUGCAAGAUUUGCUAUCAGCACUCUCCUGAUGAUGGCAGAAUGCAGUCCGCAGUCGGGUAGUCAUAGGUCUUUGUACUAAUCUGUUUUUCUUACAUAUAUAUAAAUAUAAGAAUAUGAAAAUUUGUUGGCUGCUUGUUUGGCUGAUGGGGCUGAUUUUUCUCUGUAUUCAGUUGUAACUUUUACUUAUUGUAUUUUUAAAAUAUGUUUAUGUAGUACACAACCUUAUCCAUUACAUGCAAAAGAGGUGAUGCUUUGGGGUGCAAACUGCAACUGUUUGGGAGCAUAUGUUCAUCAGUGGUGGAUAAGGUUGGCUCAAAGCUGAUUUUAAAGCAAAAAUAUUUGAUGAGUUAUAGUAAUCACAAUUGGACAUUGGGUUCUGAUAAGCAGCAUUGAAGAAAAGUGGGACUGAUUAAGGAAUUUGAACGGUCAUUUUUAGUACAAGUUAUUGAAAAAGGUAUGGAUACAAAGUACUAUUUUAAGUUUGCAAAGGUGGUCCUUAACAUCCCCCUCCAUUUUUGAAGAGUAAAACAGUUGGUAUAUGGUAUGCUUCUUGUUCCUCACUGUGUGGCUAUGUUGGGAAAGUUAUGUUUGUUAAGCUUAUAGCAUGCAAGUUAUAGAGAAACCAUCAAA
Molecule: messenger RNA, 4167 nt
Organism: Trifolium pratense (red clover)
Lineage: Eukaryota; Viridiplantae; Streptophyta; Magnoliopsida; Fabales; Fabaceae
Product: transcriptional corepressor SEUSS
Exons: 10
Coding region: 596-3331 (911 amino acids)
Biological process (GO): negative regulation of transcription by RNA polymerase II; positive regulation of transcription by RNA polymerase II
Cellular component (GO): nucleus; transcription regulator complex
Source: RefSeq, a predicted model, not a curated record